GAGCUCAGCUUUGCUCUUCCCCACUCAGACCAGAGUCACAGCGGAACCAGGACGCCCACAGACGGUAAGGCUGUAAAACUUCAGUUUUCCUGCAGAGGACAGAACAACCAGACAACAUGGUCAAAGUCGGAAUCAACGGAUUCGGUCGUAUCGGCCGUCUGGUGACUCGAGCUGCCUUCACCUCCAAGAAGGUUCAGAUCGUCGCCAUCAACGACCCCUUCAUCGACCUGGAGUACAUGGUUUACAUGUUCAAGUACGACUCGACUCAUGGACGCUUUCAGGGUGAAGUGAAGGUUGAAGGAGACAAACUGGUGAUCGACGGACAGAAGAUCUCCGUUUUCCACGAGAGGGAUCCAGCCAACAUUAAAUGGGGCGAAGCUGGAGCUCAGUACGUGGUCGAGUCCACCGGAGUCUUCACCACCAUCGAGAAGGCUUCAGCUCACCUGAAGGGCGGCGCUAAGAGAGUCAUCAUCUCUGCUCCCAGCGCCGACGCUCCCAUGUUUGUGAUGGGAGUCAACCACGAGAAGUACAGCAACUCCCUGCAGGUGGUGAGUAACGCGUCCUGCACCACCAACUGUCUGGCUCCUCUGGCGAAGGUCAUCAACGACAACUUUGGCAUCGUGGAGGGUCUGAUGAGCACCGUUCACGCCGUCACGGCCACCCAGAAGACGGUGGACGGACCCUCUGGGAAGCUGUGGAGGGACGGACGUGGAGCCAGCCAGAACAUCAUCCCGGCCUCCACCGGCGCCGCCAAGGCCGUGGGGAAGGUGAUCCCCGAGCUGAACGGGAAACUGACCGGCAUGGCCUUCAGGGUUCCCACCCCCAACGUGUCCGUGGUCGACCUGACCGUCCGUCUGCAGAAACCCGCCAAAUACGACGACAUCAAGAAGGUUCUGAAAGCUGCAUCUGAAGGACCCAUGAAGGGAAUUCUGGGAUACACAGAACACCAGGUCGUCUCCUGUGACUUCAACGGCGACUCUCGCUCCUCCAUCUUUGAUGCUGGCGCCGGCAUCGCCCUCAACGACAACUUUGUGAAGCUGGUGUCCUGGUACGACAACGAGUUCGGCUACAGUAACAGAGUCUGUGAUCUGAUGGCUCACAUGGCUACUAAAGAGUAAAACCUCGUCGUCACGUUUUCCAAGUUCUCCGGGGUUCUAGAAGAACUCUGUUCUGCUCCUGGUUCCAUCAGACGGUCGACUCAUUCCACCUUUAAACUCCAGAUCAGUAUUUUUAUACAAAGCUUCAUGUUAUGCGAAGGUUAGAGUCUGAAUAAAGUCGUGUUUGUGAGAUCCACGGUUCCUGUUUGUUGACCGAGUUCUCUGUUCAGCUGCUGGAAUAAAUAAAGUCAACAAACAACAACAAA
Acanthochromis polyacanthus (spiny chromis) is the source of this 1363-nucleotide messenger RNA. It is a transcript of the gene gapdh, whose product is annotated as glyceraldehyde-3-phosphate dehydrogenase. Gene Ontology annotation, molecular function: oxidoreductase activity, acting on the aldehyde or oxo group of donors, NAD or NADP as acceptor; NADP binding; NAD binding. The record is from RefSeq and is a predicted model, not a curated record. Gene Ontology annotation, biological process: glucose metabolic process. The coding region runs from base 117 to 1118 and encodes 333 amino acids. NCBI's taxonomy places the organism in Eukaryota, Metazoa, Chordata, Actinopteri, Pomacentridae. The transcript is spliced from 13 exons.